ACUCCCACAUCUUGCAUCCACCAUGGUAGCUGUUAAUGCUGGUAAUCUCUCUGUCCUCUACAUAAUAGCACUGUUACUGAUUGGAAGAGGUAAACCAAAUGAGUUUAGUAAUAUAGCAAGUGAAUUCAAAGUUGCUUAUCUCAGGCAGUUCUCAUCAACAAGUCGUAUUGAUAUGAUAAUACUAACAAAAAGUGUAUCUCCAGUUCAGUUUAGUAUAUCAUCUCUUAAUGGAUCCAUUCACAAUGGAACUACUACAAGAGAUACUCCUGCUAUUGUGACUUUACCAUCAACUCUACAGGUUCGUGAGACUACCUAUGAUUAUCGUCAACUUGGUCUCCUUGUUACGUCACCUCCUGAUAAACCUAUCUCUGUUGUAUUGGUUGGAUGGACAUCAACACCUCGUUCAACAUACCUUGCUCUUCCUUGCAUUGAGCAACCAGUACAAGAAUAUGUUUAUUAUGGUGUAUCAUCAAGAGAUACUUCAGGAUCUCAUAGUCAAGUACUUCUUGUAGGUUGUAGGGACAAUACUACAGUGACUAUCACUCCUACUCAUGAUGUACAAUUACCUGAUAAUCCUCAAUCAUCUACCAGUUCUAUUAUCAAUGUUGCUGCUGGAUCAAGUCAUACCAUCACACUUCAUUCAUUGCAGACUUUAUUGAUAGGUGCACCUAAUGUUGAUCUCAGUGGAACAAAGAUUGUCUCUAAUUAUCCGCUGACUGUUGUAGGGGGACACGAUUGUGUUCAAAUUCCUUCAGGUUUUUUAGAUUGUGAUCCUAUCAGUACACAAGUACCACCAACUAUUAAUUGGGGAACACAGUUUCUUCUUACUCCACUUUACAGCCGUACAAAUGGUCAGAGAUUAAAAAUAAUAGCAUCAGACAAUGCUACAAUCGUUGCUAUUACUUGUAAUACUUCUUCUAUUAAUACUGCAUUGAUGUCACCUGGAUCAUUUCUUGAAUAUAAUACAAAUCAUACUGAUUUUUGUGAUUUAACAUGUAGUCGACCUUGCUAUGUUUCUGAACUAGCUUUUAGUAUGACUUAUCAAAGUAAUUUUGAUAGUGAUGGCGAUCCUUUAUUAAUGACAGUUCCACCCAUCAGUCAGUAUCCUCACUCUGUUACAUUCACUACACUACCUGCUAUGCCAACUAAUUUCUAUAGUAUAGCAGUACCUGCUGAUUCUUACUACAAUGGUACUGUAAUCAUUAAUGGUGUUCUUACCACAUUAAACUGGACACCAAUCAGAGAUACUAAUGGAGUUAUCAUUGGAUAUGGAUACAAUACUACAGCCAGUGGUUCCUAUACUAUCAGUCACAGUCAUCCUAAUGGAACAAUAUAUGUCAGUGCUUAUGGAUUUGCACCUAAUGGUGGAUAUGGAUAUUUAACUGGAACUUUUCUUCAGCCCCAAUUUUGUAAAUUAGUAAAUUUUAGUUCAAAUGUUUAUUAUGCUACAGAAGGAGGCAAAGCUAUGAUUUAUGUACAAAGAAAUGUUUCAGACACAGAAGAUACAAUCCUUAUUUCAUAUAAUGGUUUCAAUGAAACAGUGGUAUUUGCUCUUGGAAAAAGCAUUGCAUCAGUGUCAGUAUCAAUACCUGAUGAUGAUUAUAGUACAGAAGAAAGUGUGUAUAAUCUCACAGUGGGAUUUACAGUGCUAACAAGUGAUCUCUAUUGUACUAAUAGUGAUGAAACAACAGUUGUGAUAAGAGAUGAUGAUUAUUUAACAAUUGGGCUGAGUAGUGUAACAAUGAGAGAAGAAGUAAGAGAGGUAAGUGUUGGUAUAACUUUCUCAAAUGGUACACUAAAACCUGACAACAUUGCUAACUUAUUUCUACAAAUAAAGAAUCUACAAGGACAAUCUCUCACUAAUAUCCUACAGUUUAAUUACAGUAUCAGUAGUUAUACUGUCUCAUAUGAUAUUACUAAACUUGCAACUGAGCUGAGCUUAACAAAUGAUGAACCAGUUAAUGUUACUGCACUAUUGCUUCCUUUUGAUGAAGAAGGUCCUCUAGUCUCUAUAUCUCCUUCUGCAUUAACUUUCAUGCUAUUUGAUACACCAUAUAUAACCUCAUCUAUGCCACUCAUAUCUCCAACUCCAUCAUUAGAAACUACUACUAGUACGUUGCUCUUUGUUAGCACUGUAUAUGUGACUGUUGAACCAACUACUGUGUAUAUGCCAACUGCUGCUACUACAGUAUUUACAACUGUUGAAUCAACUAACAGUUUGUUCAGUCAAGCAAUUGGUAACACAUACACUAUCAUUGGUGCUAGUGCAUUAGCUGUUCUUGCCUUAGUCUUUACUGCACUCUGUGUUGUUACUGGGAUUAUUAGCUACAAGUGUGGUAAAAGGAAGCAAGCCAAUGGUUUCCGUGAUCGUAGCUCUACUGAACUGAUUGCUAACGAACUGUACAGAAAUAAUAAUGCAAAUUCAAUUAAUGAUGACGUUGAAGAAUAUGCUGAACUGAGACAUGAAAAGAAUGAUCCUAUUUCGUAUUCAAAGCUUCAGCAUACCAGAUAUACUGAAGUAGAUCUCACAGAUGCUACUUACGCUAGUAUUAAACGUGAAACAGAAACAGCCAUGCAAGAGCUGAAUGAUGUACCAGGAGAAGGUGCAGGGGAUUCAAGAGUAUACACAAGUCUUGAUCCAGCUACAUUGAAUGAACAAGACAAUUAUGAUGUCACAAUUAGCUCCAAUGAUGCAGACAACAAUAGUAUCGAAUCAUAUGAAGAACUUAAAGAUUUUAUUAUUAAUUAAUAUUUUGUACUACUUUUUAGAUAGAUCUAGUGUAUAGUCUAUAGUUGACAUAUCUUAAUUGCUGUAACAAAUAAUGUUUGAAUAAAA
This is a messenger RNA of Amphimedon queenslandica, 2836 nucleotides long. RefSeq lists its product as uncharacterized. The record is from RefSeq and is a predicted model, not a curated record. The coding region runs from base 23 to 2749 and encodes 908 amino acids. The transcript is spliced from 5 exons. Lineage: Eukaryota; Metazoa; Porifera; Demospongiae; Haplosclerida; Niphatidae.